Molecule: messenger RNA, 2041 nt
Organism: Branchiostoma belcheri (Belcher's lancelet)
Lineage: Eukaryota; Metazoa; Chordata; Leptocardii; Amphioxiformes; Branchiostomatidae
Product: GPN-loop GTPase 3-like
Exons: 10
Coding region: 882-1730 (282 amino acids)
Molecular function (GO): GTPase activity
Source: RefSeq, a predicted model, not a curated record
ACAAAUUAACAGAUUAAAAGAUAACCUCUGAGUAGACAUUGUCAGAGGUUAAAUACAUAUCGUGCAUACAGAUUUCAAUAAGCCUAUUAUUAAUACAUUAUUAUUGAUGACUUGUCAUAAAUGUGUAUAUUCAAACAUAUUAGUUCGGCAUUGCAUAGUGCUGGUUGAACUAUUUUGGGGGACUAGAAAUUUAAUAUUAGCAAUCAUUGAAACAUUCCAGUCAGGGCCGUUGUAAAAAAACAUAUUAUGAGAAAAUAAUCUCCAAUUAUUGAUGAAUUCUCGUAUCAUGCAAUGGUUGAGACCAUACGUCAAAAUCUAAUACGUUCAAGGUGAUAAUUCAGGUCAGGUAAAGAUCUUUACAUAAGAAUUAAAAUCUAAUGAAUUUCUUCUCCCAAACUUAACAUAUGUGCAUUACAACAUAUUUGAAUCGAAACUGCAAAUACUGGUUGCAUUAUUGUUGAAGAGUGUUACAAGAUAGGGUAUGGGACUAUUCCUGUAACGAUUAGUUCGUGUUUUAAUAGUGUCCAAUAGGCUGCUGUUUCUUGUUCUUCUACCACUGACGUCUCCCCGGAAGGGGGGUAGCCAAUUCCGGUAGGACUCAGACUGUAGUAGUCUUCUUGCGAAUGUCUGACAAAGGUGUUCACGUCUUUGCUGUAGUGUCAUGAGGCAUAGCGUUUUGCAAGCGUCAGUAUAGGUUGUGUAGUCAGGCCCAAGGAUGAUUCGAAAAGCCCUUCGCUGUAUUCUUUCCAGUUGACGUCUUUGGGACUGUGUAAUGGCUGGUUGCCAAACUGGGACAGCGUACUCACAAGAAGAAGACAUCUGUGAGAAGGACCUGGAGUUGAACCAGUCAUACAGGCCAGGUGUCAGAAUCCGGCAGCAGGAUGCGAUACGCCCAGCUUGUGAUGGGUCCUGCCGGCAGCGGGAAGAGCACUUACUGCAGUACCAUCGUGAAGCACUGUGAGGCGCUGAGGAGAAGCGUGCGUGUUGUGAACCUGGACCCUGCAGCUGAAUACUUUGAUUAUCCGGUCAUGGCAGACAUCCGUGAACUGAUCAGUGUGGAUGAUGUGAUGGAGGACGACUCUCUCAGAUUCGGACCAAACGGAGGCCUCGUCUUCUGUAUGGAGUAUUUCAUCCAGAACUUUGAUUGGUUAGAAGAGGAGCUGGGAGAAGGGGAGGAUGACUACUUUCUGUUUGACUGCCCAGGUCAGAUAGAGCUGUACACACACAUCCCUGUGAUGAGAAAGUUAGUGGACACGUUACAGCACUGGGACUUCAGGGUCUGUGGGGUGUUCCUCAUUGACUCACAGUUCAUGGUUGAUCCUUCCAAGUUCCUGUCUGGCGCGCUGUCUGCCCUGUCAGCCAUGGUGACCUUGGAGGUUCCACACAUCAAUGUCAUGACCAAGAUGGAUCUCCUCAGCAAGAAGACAAAGAAAGAGAUAGAAAGAUAUCUUGAUCCAGACAUCAGAGGCAUCCUGGCUGAUGGCAGGGAAGGAUAUUUUGACAAAAAAUUCCAGAAGCUGACAAAGGCACUGGGGAGUGUGGUGGAUGACUUCAGCCUGGUCCAGUUCCUCCCUUUGAACAGAUCAGACGAGGACUCCAUAGAUGUUGUACUGAACACCAUCGACUGUUCCAUUCAGUAUGGGGAGGACCUGGAGCCCAGGGAAGCACCGGAGUUGCCUGAUGAUGAUGAUGACGCAGUAGACAGUGGAUUCCCUGGGGAGGAGAGCUGAUAUCCUGGGAACAAGAUCAUCUUGUAUCUACAAUGUACAUCCCUUUAUCAUUACUAAGAAAGCUUCUGAAAGGAUGGGAAAACAGCUGUCAUACAGUGUUUGUUCUUCAAAUAAAAACUCAGACCAGACAUCUGGAUUAAGAGAUCAAUUUUUUUUAUAAACCAGAAGGUGUUACAGUGAACAUCCUUUUUCUCCAUACUGUAUAUCUUAUUGAUGUAGUUUGAUGACUACUAUUCAGCUGUUAUUUCUUUUUUGUCACAUUUUCAGAGGAUAGUAUUUAAGAAUACUAACAAUAAAGUUGUUCAACAAUU